AAAGGAAACACCGAGGAGGCUGGAAGGCUACUGGGCAGCAAGAAUGUCCGUGUCAAUUGCUUGGAUGAGCAUGGCAUGACCCCGCUCAUGCACGCAGCCUACAAAGGGAAGGUCGACAUGUGCAGGUUGCUCUUGCGACACGGAGCUGACGUGAACUGCAACGAGCACGAGCACGGAUACACUGCCCUGAUGUUCGCUGGCCUCUCAGGAAACAAAGAAAUCACCUGGAUGAUGUUAGAGGCUGGAGCAGAGACCGAUGUUGUCAACUCGGUGGGAAGGACAGCAGCUCAGAUGGCUGCUUUUGUGGGCCAACAUGACUGUGUGACUGUCAUCAACAACUUUUUUCCACGUGAGAGGCUGGACUACUAUACUAAACCACAAGGAUUAGAUAAAGAACCAAAACUGCCAGUAAAAUUAGCGGGGCCUCUGCAUAAAAUUAUUACUACUACGAACAUGCAUCCUGUCAAGAUUGUGUUGCUGGUAAAAGAGAACCCUCUAUUGGCCGAUGUAGAAGCGCUGCAGAAAUGUUACAGGGUUCUGGAUCUAAUCUGUGAGAAGUGUAUGAAGCAGAAAGAUAUGAACGAAGUACUUGCUAUGAAAAUGCACUACAUCAGUUGCAUCUUCCAGAAGUGUAUUACGUUUGUAAAAGAGCGAGAGGAUAAACUAGAUGGAUUUAUCAAAAGUCUCUUGAAAGGGAGAGAGAAAGAUGGUUUCCCUGUCUAUCAAGAGAAGCUAAUUCGAGAAAGUAUCCGGAAGUUCCCGUACUGUGAAGCUACAUUGCUCCAGCAGCUCGUGAGAAGUAUUGCUCCUGUGGAAAUAGGUUCUGACCCAACAGCUUUUUCUGUACUUACACAAGCUAUUACUGGCCAAGUGGGUUUUGUGGAUGCUGAAUUCUGUACAACUUGCGGGGGAAAGGGAGCAGACAAAAGAUGUUCAGUAUGUAAAAUGGUGAUGUACUGUGACCAGAACUGCCAGAAAAUACACUGGUUUACCCACAAAAAAGUCUGCAAGACUCUGAAGGAAAUUCAUGAGAAACAAGAACUAGAAGCUGCCAAAGAAAAAAGGAAACAAGAAAAAAAGCAAAAGAAAGAUGAAAUGCAACUAGUAGAGAACAGUUCUACAAGUGAAGAACCGUCAGAUCCUGGUCCAGAUGCUCCCAAAGAAGUGGAUCCAAAUCGUGCUGCUGACCGACCCGAAGGACCUGAACUUACCAAAGAGAUGGAGGCACUAGCCCUGCACCCUGAAAGCCCACUGCAAAGUGAGACUGGCUUAACUGACAUUGCUCUUCAAAAAAUUCAGGAUUCUGAGGAGUAA
Molecule: messenger RNA, 1314 nt
Organism: Apaloderma vittatum (bar-tailed trogon)
Lineage: Eukaryota; Metazoa; Chordata; Aves; Trogoniformes; Trogonidae
Gene: ANKMY2
Product: ankyrin repeat and MYND domain containing 2
Exons: 9
Molecular function (GO): protein binding
Source: RefSeq, a predicted model, not a curated record